Molecule: messenger RNA, 1513 nt
Organism: Aethina tumida (small hive beetle)
Lineage: Eukaryota; Metazoa; Arthropoda; Insecta; Coleoptera; Nitidulidae
Product: fez family zinc finger protein 2-like
Exons: 2
Coding region: 37-1137 (366 amino acids)
Source: RefSeq, a predicted model, not a curated record
CUCCACGCUACUCCAGCUCAUCCAACAAGAUCCACCAUGUCUUCGGAGGGUUCGACGAAAAUAUAUCCGGAGGGUUCGGAGGCGCCCUCACCGCCGGCCAGGACCUUAAAUUUUUCAAUAGCCAAAAUAAUGGAACCCGAUAACAAGAAAAAAACCGAAUCGGACAAAAGUGACAAAGCUUUAAACCUGUCGUAUCCUUCGGCCUUCGAGUCGGCGUUCAAAAAAUACGUGCCCAACGUGCUAAGGUCCCAAGAACUUUUACAACAGUACCCCCUGGUGUACUACCAUCCUAGUCAACUGAUGUUAGGCUCAGUGUAUUCCUCAUCCCUGCAGCAGGAAGUGAACUCCCCAAGCAACCCGUCAACAAUCACCCCAUCGAGCAUCACCUACCCGAAGCCAAGCCAGAAGCAGACCUCGGUGAAGGGCAACGGAGGCCCCAACGGCGGCAUAAACCAAAACCUCAUAUCCAACAAGCAGAAGACCUUCGAGUGCGGCGAGUGCGGCAAAGUGUUCAACGCCCAUUACAACCUGACCCGUCACAUGCCGGUCCACACCGGCGCCCGUCCCUUCGUGUGCAAGAUAUGCGGCAAGGGGUUCCGCCAGGCGUCCACGUUGUGCCGCCACAAAAUCAUCCACACCUCCGAGAAGCCCCACAAAUGCCACACGUGCGGCAAAGCCUUCAACCGGUCCUCCACGCUGAACACCCACGCCAGAAUCCACGCCGGCUACAAGCCGUUCGUGUGCGAGUUCUGCGGCAAAGGGUUCCAUCAGAAGGGCAACUACAAGAACCACAAGCUGACGCACAGCGGCGAGAAGGCCUACAAGUGCACGGUUUGUUCGAAGGCCUUCCACCAGAUCUACAACUUGACGUUCCACAUGCACACGCACAACGACAAAAAGCCAUUCACGUGCCGAGUGUGCGGCAAAGGGUUCUGUCGCAACUUCGACCUGAAGAAGCACAUGAGGAAGUUGCACGAGAACAGCUCGAGCAACAUUGAUGCGGACUUUGUGACCGGUAAUUCGAGUAGUGGGAACGGCAAUUCGGUGUACACCGGCGAGCGGGAGCUUCAUCAUUUCAUCAGUCCCUUCAUCAGACCCCCGAUGCCGGUGCCCGUCUACUCGUCGAAGCUAUUGUGACCCUCGUAUUGAACGCGAAAUGUACUAGCAUGUUUCGAAAUAACCCCCUUUUGAUUCAUUAAUCAUCUGUGUGCUAUAUUUAUAAUUGUCAAUAAAUUUAGAUAAAUUACAAGGUUAUUCCAAACAUGCUCCUUAUUAAUCAUCAGUCCAAUCAAGUGCUUAAUAAUUUUAGAAAAAUAUACAAUGAACAUUCGUCGACAUGUCCAGAGUACAUAACUUAAUUUUUAUGAUGAUUGAUGUUUUAUAACCUGUUUAUCUGAAAUUUGAUCUCUCUAUCAAUGUGCAAUAUGUGCGGGGUUACGCCCUUUCCGAAUUUUAAUUGUGAAUAAAAUUCUUGGAUUCAGCAAUGCUUAGAAUUAAAAUUGUAAAAAUUAUG